This is a messenger RNA of Eimeria necatrix, 381 nucleotides long. RefSeq lists its product as hypothetical. The record is from RefSeq and is a predicted model, not a curated record. NCBI's taxonomy places the organism in Eukaryota, Apicomplexa, Conoidasida, Eucoccidiorida, Eimeriidae. The transcript has 2 exons. The coding region runs from base 1 to 381 and encodes 126 amino acids.
AUGCGCAAGCCGUGGUGGAUGCGGCAGCAGCAGCAGCUGCUGCUGCUGCGAAACUGCAGCAGCAGCAGCAGCUGCUGCGGUGCUGCAGCAGCCGCAGUAGGGGAGCGGGAGCAGCAACAGCUGCUGCAGCUGCAGCAGCUGUUGCUGCAGCAGCAACAGCAGCAGCAGCAGCAGCGGCAGCUGCAGCAGCUGCAGCAGUGGCAGCUGCUGCAGCGGCGAGAGCAACAGCGGCUGCCGCAGCAAUGGCAACGGCAGCAGCAGCAGCAGCAGCAGCAGCAGCAGCAGCAGCAGCAAGUAGCAGCAGAUGCAGACCUCGCCUUUGCAAAGGCGCUUAUCUUUGGCUAUCAGCCCCUGGAAUAUCCUUUGUGGUUUAGGGUUUAG